Messenger RNA from Acanthoscelides obtectus, 405 nucleotides. NCBI's taxonomy places the organism in Eukaryota, Metazoa, Arthropoda, Insecta, Coleoptera, Chrysomelidae. The record is from the annotation of a GenBank genome assembly.
AUGCCUCACGUCGACAUCUUGUUCAACCAGUUGCGGAAGAGAAAAACCGAGCCAGCGCAAGAUAAAACGGCUAUCGAUAAUUUUGAAAAAUGUAUUGCCGAUGUGAGAAAUAAAAUUGAUGAGAUAAUAAAUGAAGCCAAAAGUAUUUGCACUGAACCCCAAGGCAACAAAAGGAUACGACGUAAUAAUAGCAGUCACGAUCACCGAGUUGCCGCAUUAGAAGUAUGCGACAAUAUAGGGAAUUCUGCAAAUGACAGAUUUCAAUUCAAAGAUCAUUUGGUAGCCGCAUCCCUUUUUUUCCCCGAACACUUUGGAGAAUACUGUGGUAAGCUUCCUGAUGACAAGUUGGAAACUACCUGCUUGGCUUAUCCCGAAUUAGAAAAAAGUCGUUUAAAUACAGAGUAG